Nothoprocta perdicaria is the source of this 650-nucleotide messenger RNA. RefSeq names its product sigma non-opioid intracellular receptor 1 (gene SIGMAR1). The coding region runs from base 1 to 618 and encodes 205 amino acids. Gene Ontology annotation, cellular component: endoplasmic reticulum. Lineage: Eukaryota; Metazoa; Chordata; Aves; Tinamiformes; Tinamidae. The transcript has 3 exons. The record is from RefSeq and is a predicted model, not a curated record.
AUGCUGGAGAUGCUGGAGAUGCUGGAGCCGCGGCUGCAGGAGGUCGCGGAGGGGCUGGGGGCGCCGGCCACCCCUCACGGCCCCUCGGGCGCCGCAGGGCUGGACCACGAGCUGGCCUUCUCCAAGAUCAUCGUGGAGCUGCGCAAGAGGCACCCGGGCCACAUCCUGCCGGACGAGGACCUGCAGUGGGUGUUCGUGAACGCGGGCGGCUGGAUGGGCUCCAUGUGCCUCCUGCACGCCUCGCUCACCGAGUACGUGCUGCUCUUCGGCACCGCCGUCGACACCGGCGGGCACUCGGGUCGGUACUGGGCAGAUAUCUCUGACACCGUCAUCUCGGGGACCUUCCGGCAGUGGAAAGAGGGAACCACCAGAAGCGAGAUCUACUACCCAGGGGACACCAUCGUGCACCAGGCGGGAGAGGCCACGUCCGUGCAGUGGAGCGCGGGCACCUGGAUGGUGGAGUACGGCCGGGGCUUCAUCCCCUCCACGCUCGCCUUCGCCCUGGCCGACACCCUCUUCAGCACUCAGGACUUCGUCACCCUCUUUUACACCCUGCGGGCCUACGCCAAGGGGCUGCUCUUGGAAGCCAAUGCCUUCUUCAGCACCAUGGCUUGCUGAACCCGGGUGCUCCUCUCCUGCCAGCCUUCCUC